Messenger RNA from Suillus paluster, 4732 nucleotides. RefSeq lists its product as uncharacterized. The record is from RefSeq and is a predicted model, not a curated record. Bases 376 to 4293 code for a protein of 1305 amino acids. The transcript is spliced from 7 exons. Gene Ontology annotation, molecular function: RNA binding. Lineage: Eukaryota; Fungi; Basidiomycota; Agaricomycetes; Boletales; Suillaceae.
CCCAACCAGAGCAUCUUACUUAGUACUUGCAUAUUUCUCUGGUACCAAAGCUUUUCUAUAAAGUACUACUCCUCUACUGGACUGGUCGGCUGUCCAUCAAAUAUCUUGUUUCUCCUCCUCGUUCUUUUUUUUUUGUCUUUUUUGUUUGGUGUUGCUCCAGGACUAAGUAAUUUCACGUCUCUCUCGCGACUGCCACCGCGAAAACGAAACGACCCUGCUCGUCUAGGCUCGGUCCAUCACUAGUCUCAUCCAAUCAUAGGUUCAGCUUGGCUCCAAGUCUUAUCAUUGCACGACAAAAACAACGGACAAACUCCGUUAAUCAUCAUCCCAUCCACCCCAAACGCUAAUCCUAAUUCCACCAAAAUAAGCCCUAUAAUGUCUUUAUCUGCCUCUGACAACACUGGCUCCUAUUCACGAGUGUCCUCGGGAAAGACCCCUCCCCCAGCUCCCUCUGCUGCAUAUGCAAAGAGGGCACGGGAGAUUCAGGCGGAAGAACGGCUCAACGGUGCUAGAUAUAGGCCUCCUGCGCUGCGCGCUCUUCCUCCGAGCGGUUCUCCCCCAAACGACAUCAACACCACAGUCGCUUCCCCUAGUGAUGACGCCACAACGACCGCUUCUAAUUACCCGCCAGGAUUUAGGAGAGCACGUGCAGGAACGCUGCCUUCUGAUGUGCAUCUCGCUGCUCAGCGAUUCGCUGCUGCUUCCAAUACUUUGAGCAGUACUAAUCCAUCAACCGAAUCAUUUGCCGAACAGUUGCAGCAGAGACAGGCGGCUAAUACGCCUCCUAGUAUCGUCGUACCCACACGUUCUGUUAUACGGCAUUCCACUACUAUCGCUGCUGCUGCUACUGCGCUUCCUUCCUCCGCCGGCCCCACAUCUGUCGGUUCCGAGCGUAACAGCCGUCUGAGGUCAGGUUCGUUAACGCUACCCUCAGCCGGUCUUUCCAACGCAUUCGGCCCGUCCAUCUUCUCAUCGUCAUGGUUAUCCUCCAACGGAUCGGGUUCCAACUUUCCUAUUCUAGACGAGUUGCGUUCCGUUACGUCCGCGGACUCGGUCGAUGAUUUUGAUGUUCAUACAUUGGAUUAUCUGGGUUUGGAUGAUAGUCACCGACCCCCUCCUGCUGCUACUAUUUCUGAGCUCCGUACGCAAGCGCAGGCUGCUAUUGCUGGGAACCUCGCUAAUCCACCGCGCUUGAGAGCGAGUACGGUUUCGAACCCGUAUCGUACGCGUUCGUCUGGUGCUUCGUCUCUACUUGCGACCCCUAAUGCGGAGGAGGAAGAGGAGUAUUUUGAUGGGCAUGAUCAGCAGUACGAGCGUCAACGUUUGGGUCUGUACGAUGGCUCCAUGUCGGACGCUAGUCUUUUUCACUCGUCAUACGUGGCGAAGGGGUUUAAGCAGGGCGAUCAUUUAAACCCUGCAAGCGCGCUUUCAUCCCGGCCUAGAGCAAUCUCCGUGGGAACGCUCGAUGAUCCCAUUCGCACCCUCCAGCGCCGCGCCACGACAAGCGAAGUCCAAUCCCCCUAUCUCAACGACCUUGUAGUCGCCGGCGGAAGUCUUGCGAAUCUGGCUAGUCCUGCUGGUAUUCUGAAGAGCGAUGUGAAGAUGUCCGGUUCGCGAGGAACGUCUUCCCCUACGGUGCAUUUCCCUAAUGGCGAGUUGAGUCGUGCGUCUUCGUACCUCGCUGCUCCCAAUUCUCAGGGAAGGGCUGUGUCUCCCAAGACCGAGGCAAAUAAUAACUCGCAGAUCCAGACGCCUACGCGAUCGUUGUGGAUUGGGAAUUUGGAUAGUGCUGUUACGAGCGAGCAGCUUAUUCAUGUAUUUGCGCCGUAUGGAGCUAUUGAGAGUUUGAGGCUUCUUCCGGAGAAGGAAUGCGGUUUCGUCAAUUUCGUGGACCAAGCGGAUGCUAUCCGGGCCAAAGACGAUGUCCUCAACCGUCUAGGCGGGAAUAUCGGUAUGCCCAACGGGCAGACUGUGCGUAUUGGCUUUGGGAAGGCGGACAGCGCUCCUGUUGCUCCGGCCAAGGGGACGACUGUUACGAACUCUGGCGCCACGUCUCCUAGUGGUUUGAGCAAGGCCAGCAGCCCUGGCCUUGGCGGAUUGGACGCGCAGCUGCAAUCUACGCCUACUCGUGCGUUGUGGAUUGGGUCUAUCCCGAGCACUACUACGCCUGCGACGAUCUUGAGCGUUUUCAGUCCUUAUGGGCCUAUCGAGUCUGCGAGGGUGUUGACGCAUAAAAAUUGUGGAUUUAUCAACUUCGAACGUCUGGACGACGCUGUGCGGGCUAGGAAGGCUCUGAAUGGCCGUGAUGUCCUUGGUAGCGACGUCGGUGCCAUCCGUAUCGGCUUUGCCAAGGUCCCUGUCAAGAACGGCCAGGAAGGCAACGGAACGCAAGAUGAAAGUCCCAGCGUAGCAGUGCAGGGCAUUGGCGACUUGAGCGUCGGAGCCACUAUCCACGCCCUUCGCAGCGUCAAGGGUGCAUCCACUAUCCCAGCGGAUCAGCAAGUGCUUGGUGGUCAAGUGGAGAACUACCGCUCGAAUCUCUUGCUUAGCAUGAUUGGCUCUGGCAUGCAUAAUAUCGCGUAUGUUUCUGAUGGCUUGUCGAAGCCCGCUGGAUGGUCGCCGUCGGUCACGGAGCAGCAGAUGAUCAUGAAGGAGUUGACGGCUGGUAGCCCUGAUGCUGAUUUCGAUAUUCAGUCGUUGUCUGAAUUCCGGCCCCCGACCAUGUACUACACGACGAUCCCGCUUGUCUCUGAGAGACCCAACAACAGGCGCUGGGAUGCUUCAAAAUUGCGCGAACUCCGAAAGAGGCUGGAUUCUGGUACUAUGACCGUAGAGGAAACUGACCAAGUCGCUGGUGACUUUUUGGAUGGCGAGAUUGUCGACUUGGCCUCGGACUGGCUGGGCAACACGGUCGUACAAAAGUUGUUUGAAAAGUGCUCUCCUGUACCGCGGUUCGCGAUGUUGGAGCGAAUCACGCCUCAUUUGGCGAUGAUCGGUAUCCACAAGAACGGUACUUGGGCUGCACAGAAGAUCAUUGAGUGUGUCCAGACUCCCGAGGAGGUUGGGCUCAUCGUGCAGAACUUGAGGGCCUAUGCUCCGCCUUUGCUGCUGGAUCAGUUUGGUAACUAUGUGGUUCAAUGUUGUUUGCGUUUCGGGGCUCCUGCCAAUGAUUUCAUCUUCGACGCUAUGGUUGACCGUAUGUGGGAGAUCGCCCAAGGCCGCUUUGGCGCACGGAGCAUGAGAGCGUGUCUCGAGAGCCCUCAUAUCACCUUGAGCCAGCAACGUCGUAUUGCUGUUGCCGUGAUCUUGAACUCUAUUCCUCUGGCCACGAAUCCUAAUGGCGCACUGCUGCUGACAUGGUUGCUUGACACGUCUUCCUUCCCUUCGCGGUACAACCUUCUUGCGCCUCGUUUCACGCCUCACCUAUCGCAUCUCUGCACGCACAAGUUGGCGUCUUUGACCGUUCUCAGGAUUGUCAAUCAGAAGAUCGAGUUUGAAGCAUCUCGUCAGAUUGUCCAGGCGUUGUUCUCGUCACCCGGUGACCAUGUUCUUACCGAUGUGUUGGGUGAUCAGGUGAAUGGUGUUGCGGUUGUACACAAGAUCUUGACUAGCCCGUUCAUCGACCCUAUCGACAAGCCAACUUAUAUCGAGGCCACUAAACGGGUAUUGAUCGAGCUCAAGGUUAUCGCGACUCAGGCUUAUCGUCGGCUGAUCGAAGAAGUUGGUCUUCCCAUCCCAAACUACCAGCCCACGUAUACCACUAAUGGUCCCCCUGGCAAGAAGGGUCAGAACCAGAAUCACUAUGGGGUGCCUGGCCUGCCGUCAGGCUAUCCUUCGAAUGAUCAGGGUUUAGCUUCGAUGAUGGCUGCGUUGCAGAUGGGUGGGCAGAACCCCCAGUCUGGGCCCCCGCAAUUGCACAUUGAUCCUGCAUAUGGUCAAGUUCCCGCGCCACGCGGUCGUAUUUCUCAGCCACCUUCCGCGUUCUCGCCCUCGUCAGAUCCUUUCAACCCCUUUGCCAUUCGUUCUCCGGAUAUUAGCAGUCCUCGCACCUCUGGUGUUCGUCGUAACGGCGGACUCCCCACGAUUCCUCCUUCCAUGACUCCUACCCCCGUCUCUGCUAUGCCAUAUGGCAAUCAAUCUCCCAAUCUCGCACCUGGUGGCAUCCUUAACAUGGGUCAGCCAACCUUCAAUACUCAGACUGUUCCCCAGCACGUCCCGCAGCACGUCUAUCAGGCAUAUAUGUACCAAGUAUACCAGCAAACACCGCCGUCUAGCAUGGGCACCUUCAAUUAAAAGAACUCUCACGACCCCUCUCACGACCCUGCUUUGUUGCAUAUCGAAUGAAAUUAUUCCUUUCUGUUGUCUAUCUAUUCUUCUGCCACGCCAUGCGCCAAGUUAUUUGCCAGACAAUCACAACCCAUUCCUUUCCGAUACCCCUCAUCGCUCUUCUUUCAAUGUCACGCUCCUUACUUACUUUUCAUCCAUUGGGCAAGCACACCUGGGCGAAGAUGCGAUGGUUUCAGAGGGCCAGUGCAGGAAAUAUUGCUAUCCUUUUUCUUCUUCUCCAAUUCUAUCUUCAUUCCUACGUUGGUUGGUUUGUGUAUAAAUACUACGUGUGGAUGGCUGUAACACAAUUAUUGCCCUGAACUAUAGACGAAUGACACUGCUCUUCUGCUCGUCCUGGAGGUUGAGCAGCCUCCUUGAAGGCUCGAGCGCAUCUGGCGAUGACCGC